UUCUGAGAUGUUUCUCUUCUCUUUUGCAUAAACUGAGAGGGAGGAGUAAUGGCAGCAAAUAAAAGCAGUAAAAGACAGAGACGAGUGUAGAUUAAAGACCGGCUCUCUCAGCUAAAAGGAACAUGGGGUCUGGUAACAUUAGUUCGGCUGCAAAUCCAUCACAUGGACUGGAAUCAGCUUUGAGACACAUACAAACAGCCUCCAUUCUCAUCUACUGUGUGAUAUUUAUAGUUGGAACUUUGGGCAAUGCUCUGGUUAUCUAUGUGACGGGGUUAAAAAUGAAGAAAACAGUCGAGACAGUUUGGUUUCUCAACCUGGCCAUAGCUGACUUCCUCUUCACAGCCUUCCUGAUUUUCUCGAUCAUUUCUCUCUCUCAGAGUCACCGAUGGCCUUUUGGACAAUUCAUGUGCAAGCUCAACAACUUUGUCACUUUAGUCAACAUGUUUGCCAGCAUUUUUACUCUGACAGCUAUGAGUGCUGAUCGUUGGUUGUCCAUCUGGGUGGUGGUGUGGGCACACAACAAGCGCACAGUCUGCAAAGCUCGGCUCAUGUGUGUUGGUAUCUGGGUGAUUGCUGCGAUCUGCAGCACUCCUUAUGCCACUUUUCGCACUGUGUUAGGAGAUAAUGGGACAUAUUACUGUGGUUAUUCUAUGACACAUGAACAGAAAUGGAGUCUCCACAUUUUUCGCUUUCUUAUGGGCUUUGUGAUCCCAUUCCUGGUCAUAUUUGUGUCUUAUGUGGCCAUAGGCAUACGUGCAAUGCGCAUGUCAAGAACAAGGAGACGCAGAUCUCGCCGAAUCAUUUUCUCCAUCAUUUUUGCAUUCUUCAUCUGCUGGUUGCCCUUCCAUGUUUGCAGUUUUAUAGAAAUAAAGGCUGUGACUAACCCAGACCUCAGGAACAUUGUUAGAAUCAUGGGUUCUCUGACUUUGAGUCUGGCUUUUCUGAACAGCUGCCUGAACCCCAUCCUCUAUGUUUUCAUGUGUGAAGAAUUCAUGAAAAAGCUUCGGCAGUCUGUAUGUUUUGUACUUGAGAGUGCUCUGGCAGAGGACCACAUGUCGUUCUUGUCCACUCGCUCCAUGUCAACCUUUUCAAAUACUGCCCAAAAGUCAGAAGCUGCUGCAACUUCAAAGAGGACUGACACGGCUGAUUUGAAAUCCUUCACAGAAAGCAAAGUGAUCGUCACUCAGGAGACACCGAGCACUGAAUAAGAUUUCAACAUCAGGUAAUUUCAACUGAAAAAAAAAAUCUUUUUUAAUUGUUCGUGUCAAAUUGACUGACACAGUGCUCUCAUGCAUAGAUAUUAAAAAGUGUGUGUUAAAUUGUUACUUUGUUAUAAAUUGUUCUUACUGUUGCAGGGAGUAUCUCGCUGUGCUCCCUCCAAGUGUAAGAAAGAAAUGUUACGACUUUUCUGAUUAGUCACAGUAACAGAAACCCUUUGUGGCUUUGCUUCAGCUUAAAGUUGUGAUUAUUGAUUUACUGAUUAAAACAACCAAUGUUACAUGAAAUGUGUUUUUUAAGGGUUUUCAAGAUUACAUUUGGUAAGAUUUCUAUUUGUGUACAUAACUUUUUCAUCUUCGAGCUUGUUAAACCAUGUUUAUUAGUAUCUGCAUCUAUUACACUGUCAGAGACUCAACAUUUAUUGGUCUCUAUGUAUUUUUAACCUGUGAAUAAAAACAUGCCGAUUAAAUGCUUUUGUCUGUCUUCAUGACAAACCUGACAUACACACUGCUUCACCGCUGAUCUAACAGGAUGUCACAGUGUUCUAUAUUUGACUUGGAACACACUAUGUAAAGAAGUAUGAAGUGCAGGAAAUGAACCACAGAUUCACUCAGCUAGUUCUAGGUAUCUUGCUGCACGCAUAUACUGUUCAGGCCUUUCUCACUCUGGGACUCAAUAUCAGAGCAGUAGUAAUUACACUAUUCACUCUAAAUGUUCUUACUAAAAAAGUUGCUAAAAGUUUGCCUUUCAUGAGGAAAGAUAUUGAACUGUAAAAGCCAUAGUAAAUAUCAGUAAUGUUUGGUUUUCACUAAGGAUUUCCAGAGGUAAGCAAGGUUAUUUGCCAAGUCAGCAUCAUCAAAACUUUCUUUGCCUACACUGCACUGCACUUAACAUACAUUUCUGAACUGGUCUUCAUCAUUUGUGUCCUUUCUUCUACUAGCUGCAAUUCUAGCAGUAUAAAAGGAAGUAAGAAGAAGGGGCGUAAAGGAGCGAGGUGUGGCUUUUGAUGGAUCUUUCAGUCCAGUCCUUGUGUAAUUCAGCAUUCCUCAGCUAUUUUUCCCUGUUUCCCUACCUUAAAAGUGGCUUCUUGACAGCCACCUUGAUGAGCCUUCAUCAUGAGCAGUAGAUGGAUCAGCUGAAGGGCCAGAUACAUGUCUAAUGUUUUGUGUCAAUUAAAUGCUUGUUUUUUCUCCUAACUCUUAAGGACAUGACUUUCAGAUACUUUUUGUAGUACUGAAAGAGAGUACUACACUAUUUGACUGCAAAUAGUCUGUAGGCCUGCUACUUCUUUUCCGGUUCCUCAUUUUUUAAGCACACAAAAAUGCAAUUUUAUGAAUGUCAAACUGUGUCAUCAUUGACAUUUUUUCACAGAGCCAACAAAAGAAAUGAAAACAAAUUAUGUUUUUCUGAGUCUGCUAAUAACAAAUUGCAAACUGAAAGGAACAAUUUAAAAUGAGUCCGUUGCUAAGUUGUCUGUUAUGUGUUGACACAACACUCAUUCAUUCCUUG
Molecule: messenger RNA, 2727 nt
Organism: Haplochromis burtoni (Burton's mouthbrooder)
Lineage: Eukaryota; Metazoa; Chordata; Actinopteri; Cichliformes; Cichlidae
Product: chemokine-like receptor 1
Exons: 2
Coding region: 123-1208 (361 amino acids)
Biological process (GO): positive regulation of cytosolic calcium ion concentration; complement receptor mediated signaling pathway; inflammatory response
Cellular component (GO): plasma membrane
Molecular function (GO): complement receptor activity; G protein-coupled receptor activity
Source: RefSeq, a predicted model, not a curated record